ACGCGGAAUUCAUAGCAUUUAACUAGGAUGUCGUUUUCCUACUGCAAGGAGUACGGCAAGGACAAGGUGAUCUUCGUCACCAAGGAGGAUCAUGCCACGGCCAGCACCAUCGAGCUGCCGCCACCGGAACAGCCGGAGGGUGUGAUCACCAAGGACGGCAAGAUCAACUGGAGUUGUCCCUCUGGUGGAAUGGCCACCGGUCCCUGUGGCGUCGACUUCCGCGAGGCCUUCUCCUGCUUCCAGAACAGCACCGCCGAUCCCAAGGGAUCCGACUGCUACGGCUUCACCAAGAUGCGCGACUGCUUCCAGAAGUAUCCCACCGUUUACAACAACGGCGGCGAUGACGACGACGAUGAUGCCAUGGGCGAUGCCUUGGACACGGAUGCUGGGUCUAUUGGCGGCCAGAACGCAGAUCCGCUGGCGGAUGUGGGCAAUCCUGGAGGCGGCGAUGAGGCGGUCCCCCAAAGCAACUCGGUGGUGCCCAAGGCCUAGGUUGGAGAGCGGGUGUCGUAUUCAAAUUACUUAAAGAUAAGAGCUAGGUGUGACUUCGUACAAAAUAAAUAAAGCUUGUCAUAGUUCUGGGCCAUUCGGCUCCAAUCAUA
This is a messenger RNA of Drosophila suzukii, 602 nucleotides long. RefSeq names its product mitochondrial intermembrane space import and assembly protein 40. NCBI's taxonomy places the organism in Eukaryota, Metazoa, Arthropoda, Insecta, Diptera, Drosophilidae. Gene Ontology annotation, biological process: protein import into mitochondrial intermembrane space. The record is from RefSeq and is a predicted model, not a curated record. Gene Ontology annotation, molecular function: protein-disulfide reductase activity. Gene Ontology annotation, cellular component: mitochondrial intermembrane space.